AUGGAACCGUCGCCCUAUCAUCACCCUCCUCCUCAUCCUCCUCAUCCUCCUGGCGGUCAUCAUCCGCCUCAUCCUUCUUCCUCUUCCUCCACCACUUCUAACUCCCAUCAUAACAGCCCUUACCCACCAUCACAGCAUCAUAAUCAUCAUCACCAGAAUCAACAUCAUCAUCAACCUCAUCAGAAUCAACAUCAACACCAUCAACACCAACAGCACCAGCAACAGCAUCAACAACAGCUGGCUCCUGGCUAUCCGCCACCUUCGAAUCCAUCGUAUAGCGCUGCCAGUGGCGGUGGUGGCAGUAGUGUUAGUAGUAAUAGUGCUGGUAGUGGUGGUGGUGGUAGUGCCAGUGGUAGCGGUAACGGUGGGUUAUCCAACAACAACAUCAACUACCAUCCACACUCCCACUCCCACGCCCACUCUCACUCUCAUUCUCGCUCGCUCUCUUCUCACCACCAAGGCGGCCAUUCUCCUCCUCCGCCAGCACACGCUCCUCCUCCUCCCUCUUAUCCUUCUUCCAAUAGCCAAUACUACGACUCCCGACAACCUCAAUCUUCCCAUCAUCAUCAACCUCACCAUCAACAUCACCAACCACAACAGCCUCCUCCAGCAACUUCGACAUCAACUUCAUCCUCGUCGUCUCGCUACAACCAAUUACAGAGUCCCAUUCAGUCUCACCAACCAUCGCGACCUUACUAUUCGCCUCCACCUCCCUCUCCGGGACCCUACAAUCCUGCUCCUACACGUAACAAUAACUACUACGAUCCCGUUGGUGGAAGGGAGACACCACGAGAUUGGAACCAAACUUCUUCCCGCUACCCUUCCCUUACGUCACCAACUCAACAGUCCCGACAGCCUAUGCAUACCGAGGGACCACAAGAUAGACCACGGACGCCGCCUCAGGCUCCCAGAUCACCAACAGAGUACAGAACCCCCCAUGGCGAUGUAAAACGGCAGAUGUCUCCGACGUCCGUUAAUGGUGGCCCUAGAAGGGUUUCUGUUCAUUCCAUGGAUGCGAACUAUCCGCCGCGUGGUCCCGAGUUUCAGAGUCCACCUUACCGCCCUCCCGUGAUGGCCUCAUCGCCUCCUAUUGCCUCCUCUACACCAGGUUCGGCUAAGAAGUCCGCCAUGUCCAUAUCAGCUCUGCUCUCUGGAUCCGAAGAACGUCCACCAACCGCUCAACCGCGACAUUCACCACCGCCACCACUACCACCACCACCACCUUCAGUUCCAGUCGCUCUGCCCCCUGAUCCUGUCGCGUCUGAACCUUCUCCGCCUCUCUCGAAGCCCGUUGUCCCGACACCUGCACCAGUAGAACCCCGGGAUCCAACUCCACCACCCGCCCCAACUCCUAAGGAACCUGCUCCUACCCCCGUUGCACAACCACAAUCACAGCCAAUUGCUGCCGCAGCAACGGUUGCUACUCCAGCAACACCAUCGGAGCCGACACCACGCCCGAAGCGCAAAUACGUUCGAAAGCAACCAGUCGAAGGCGUCCAAGUCAACAUGAACUCUCCAACCAGCACCCGUCAAACCCGACAUCACUCUCCCGACAGGUCUAAGAUGGAUAUCGAUGAAGACACACCGGUCAAACCUCUCAGGACCGACAAGAAUUCCAACAAGAACCCGCACCCAAUCGUUGACUUUGAUGCUGUCGAUGCUGAGGAUGACAUCUCCAAGGAUACUGACCUUUACGCUCAAAAGAGAGAAUUCUAUCUGGCCAAAAUACGCAAGAGAAAGCUCCAAGCCAACCGAACGGAUGACCGACAGUGCAAACACCGAAGACUGAACUUUAGCAAACGAGUAGAGGAAGUUGUUUCUGCGGCCGCCGUUACAGGACGAAUCCGUGGCGAACAGCACUUCCAUGAUGCAGCCUACCAGGAGAUUCUCCGACGGGAAGAUUUCGAGGAGAAAGAGCGUAAGAAGGAGAUGCAACGGAUCCGACGACGAGCGAAGGCAGCUUCGGAACACCGUGCUAAAGCUGAGCAGGCGGCCAAGGACGCAGCUGAGAAUGCAGAACGACAGCGAGUACUUAUGGAAGAGGCCAAGAAGGCUGGCAAGCUGUUGCCUAUUGAGAGGACGCUCACAUUUAGAGGGUAUGACGAUGUCGACUCUGAGGCACAGGUUGAAGAAGAAGUCAAGAAGGUCAAGAAGAAGCCCGGGAAGCCCAAAAGACGCACUGAUGAUCCAAAAGAACUUAACCUGCUCAAGGCCGAUGUGGAAGCCCGACCACCACCACCUCCAGAGCCCGUUCGCGAACCCACGCCGGAGCCGAUCCUCCCGAAUUCCUCGAAGGCAUACAAUACUAUGUACGAACAAAUUUGGCGAGACCUUGCGCGCCGUGAUAUCCCGAAACUCUCGAAGCACCAACAAUAUACAUUUUCCAUCAAACAGUCAAACCACAAGAAGACGUCACUUUUGGCGUCGAAGGAAGCUCGAAGAUGGCAGCUACGAACGACGAAGAACACGAAAGAUGUCCAGGCGCGGGCCAAGAAGAGCAUGCGUGAGAUGACGGCUUUCUGGAAGCGAAAUGAGAGAGAAGAGAGAGACAUGAGGCGUCGUGCUGAGAGGGAGGCCCUGGACCGAGCGAAGAAGGAAGAAGAAGAGAGGGAAUCCCGCAGACAAGCCAGGAAACUCAAUUUCUUGAUUUCGCAAACCGAAUUAUACUCUCACUUUAUCGGGAAGAAGAUCAAGACAGACGAAGUCGAGAGGUCCACAGACAAGGUUACUGGUGCUCCACCCGCACAACCUUCAACAGCGGCCCCUGUAGCACAUGUCGAUGAUGGCGAGCUCGGCGAGGAAGUUACGAGGAUAGAAGAUCUUGAUUUCGACGAGGCGGAUGAUGCCGACCUGAAAGCAGCAGCUACGACGAACGCCCAUCUUGCUGUGGAGGCGGCACGUAAGAGGGCACAAGAAUUUAAUGGUGAAAGCGAUGCAACUGCUCUGAACAACGUGAAUCUCGACUCUGACGAGAUGAACUUCCAGAACCCAACCAGUUUGGGGGAUAUCUACAUCGAUCAGCCCAAAUCACUCACCUGCCAACUCAAGGAAUAUCAGCUUAAAGGCUUGAACUGGCUGGUGAACCUCUACGAACAAGGUAUCAAUGGUAUUCUCGCCGAUGAGAUGGGUCUCGGAAAAACAGUACAAUCGAUAUCUGUCAUGGCAUAUCUUGCAGAAUAUCACAACAUCUGGGGACCAUUUUUAGUCAUCGCUCCGGCCUCCACUCUGCAUAACUGGCAGCAAGAAAUUGCCAAAUUCGUACCAGACCUUAAGGUUUUGCCGUACUGGGGUAGCACCAAAGAUCGGAAGAUCCUUCGAAAGUUUUGGGACCGGAAGCAUCUGACGUACAACAGGGAGGCGCCAUUUCACGUUUUGGUUACGUCGUACCAGAUAGUAGUCCUUGACUCUCAAUACUUCCAACGCAUCAAAUGGCAAUAUAUGAUUUUGGACGAGGCCCAGGCCAUCAAAAGUUCAAACUCGGCGAGAUGGAAGUCGCUUUUGGGGUUUAGCUGCCGAAACCGAUUGCUACUUACUGGUACACCAAUUCAGAACAACAUGCAAGAAUUGUGGGCUCUAUUGCAUUUCAUUAUGCCGACGCUUUUCGAUUCCCACGACGAAUUUAGCGAAUGGUUCUCAAAGGAUAUUGAAAGCCACGCGCAGAGCAACACGCAACUCAACGAAGCGCAGCUGAGGAGAUUGCACAUGAUUCUAAAACCUUUCAUGUUGAGACGUAUCAAGAAGCACGUGCAAAGCGAACUGGGCGACAAGAUUGAGGAGGAUGUUUACUGCGAACUCACUUACCGUCAGCGAUCUAUUUACCGUGCUCUCAGAAACAAAAUCAACAUGGCCGAUAUAAUAGACAAGGCUGUGAUGGGAGACGAAGGAUCUCAGAGCCUUAUGAACUUGGUGAUGCAGUUCAGGAAAGUGUGUAAUCAUCCGGAUCUGUUUGAAAGGGCGGAUGUAGCAAGCCCCAUGGCCUUCUCGAGAUGGCCGGAGACGGUUUCAUUCUUGAGAGAGGGACACAAUGUGGAGGUACCAUAUGGCGUACGAAACUUGAUUGACUACGAACUACCAAGGUUAGUGGCGAGGGAUGGAAGGCUGGAUAUCCCGGGUGAGAAGUCUAAGUUCGGUUUUCGGAAGAAGUGGAUGGAUUCGAGCGAGAGUCUGUUUAAUAUAUGGAAUCCGCGGUACCUAGUGAGGAAUUACGCGCAGGAGAAGUCAACCUUUGGGUUUUUGAGAUUCAUUGACACUUCACCGGCGGAGGCCUCGCGGGCUUUCCACUCACCGAUAAUCGACCGAGCCGUGCAGGUCUUUGCCGAGAACCGCCUGGAUUACGAACCAUUCCUGGAGUCUGAGGAGAAAUGGGUUCCGAUCCGAAUGAUGUUAUUGAUCAACACAGCAAAACAAAAGCUGGAUCAACCUGAGCCGCAGGAUUCGUUUACUCUUCGAUCCUUGAAGAAUAUCUCGCGGAACGCAUUCGAGAACGAGCAACUCAAUCGGUUAGAACCAAUGCUCAUUCCGAAGGCGACAGCCCCACCAAUCACGAUCAGUUGCUCCUCCCUAGCUGUUUCGGCUGAGAGCGACGACUUUUUGUUCAACCCGCGGGUCAGGAGGCUCCUAUUUCCACCGUUAACUAUCGAGGAGGAUCGUUUGGUUGAGGAUAAGGUUGAGAUUUCCGACUUCCCCACUCGUAAACUGUUGCCAGAACCGGAUUCUGCGAUCGGAGGCUUUACGUCUAUUCAAGUUCCUUCGAUGCGUAGAUUUGUGGCAGAAUCCGGCAAGCUCGCGAGAUUGGAUUCGCUACUCAAGCAACUCAAGGCCGGUGGGCAUCGUGUGUUGCUUUACUUCCAGAUGACCAGGAUGAUUGACUUAAUGGAGGAGUAUCUCUCUUAUCGACAGUACAAGUAUUUGCGAUUGGAUGGUUCCUCGAAACUGGAAGAUCGAAGAGACAUGGUGGCAGACUGGCAAACAAAGCCGGAGCUGUUUAUCUUCUUGUUAUCGACUCGUGCCGGUGGUUUGGGCAUCAACUUGACGGCUGCAGAUACAGUCAUUUUCUACGACUCUGAUUGGAAUCCUACGAUUGACAGUCAAGCCAUGGAUCGUGCGCAUCGUCUUGGUCAGACGAAGCAAGUUCACGUUUAUAGGCUUAUUACACGUGGCACUGUCGAAGAAAGGAUUUUGUUGAGGGCUAAACAGAAGGCCGAGGUGCAGAAAGUUGUCGUCGGUGGUGGCGAAGGGGAAUACAAGAAUGUCGACUUCAAUAAAGGAAGUAGGGAAAUGGCGAUGUUGCUGCUGGAUGAUGAAGACGGCGAUGGAAAAACUCUGGAGCAACAGAUGGACGCCCGGGCGAAGCAAAGAGAGGCGGAAGACGCGGCGAAGGGUAAAGGAAGAAAGGGGGCGAAGAGAAAGAAGGCGGGGCUGGAGAGCUUGGAAGAGAUGUAUCACGAAGGCGAAGGGCACUUUGAUGAUAACAGUAACAAGCCCUCAGAAGCUAGCACGCCCGCCCCCGCUGUUUCUGCUGCCGCGACCAGUGCAAGAGGUGGUAAGAGAGGAGGACGUGGCGGGAAAUCCGGUGGGCCGUCGAGAUCCCAUAGGAGGAAGUCAGCAAAGGAGAGGAUGGAAAUGGCGGACGGGGUGAGUGGGAGUGCGCUUGACGAGGAUGUCGAGAUGGGGAUGUAA
Messenger RNA from Orbilia oligospora ATCC 24927, 5679 nucleotides. RefSeq lists its product as uncharacterized. Gene Ontology annotation, cellular component: nucleus; Ino80 complex. The record is from RefSeq and is a predicted model, not a curated record. Gene Ontology annotation, biological process: DNA repair; DNA-templated transcription; chromatin remodeling. Gene Ontology annotation, molecular function: ATP binding; histone binding; DNA binding. The transcript has 4 exons. The coding region runs from base 1 to 5679 and encodes 1892 amino acids. NCBI's taxonomy places the organism in Eukaryota, Fungi, Ascomycota, Orbiliomycetes, Orbiliales, Orbiliaceae.